AUGAGACAAGACGUGUGCGCCUGCUCUCUCGAACUACCCCCCCACCUGGGGGGAUUGAUAGCCAGCUAUGGAGCGUUACUGGAAUACCGGGUCACGUAUACCGGGUCACGGGCUUCCGUGACUUUGGUGUACGGGGACCCGGUACCACAGAAGAAAGGAAGGUGGAGGAAGAGGAGACGUGCGCCAGCGGCGGCGCAGGGGGAGACAAAACCGGCGGCUAAACCGCCGGCAGCGACUCCGUCUGCUGGAUCGCCCAACGCCGCCCAACUGAAGAGGAAGACGAAGAUGGAAGUGGUCUCGGCCCCAGUCAUCAACGUCCCCUCUGCAGGAACCGAGGAAAGUGACAUGCCGGACUCAGUCUUCUGUAGUUCGUCAUACAUCCGACCCGAUCCGCCUGCCUUUACUUCUGGGCUUCCGGACUUGUCGCCGAUUAAACCGGUGGCACCCGUUGAGACCCAGGCCCGGAAGACGGCUGUUGUUAAGAGGAAGGCGACCACUCCCCCGAGUGCCACUCCAGCCAAGCCAAGUCGCCCGACUCAACCGCCGAAUCCAGAUGAACAACCAGAGGGACCAUGGACACUGAAGGCCGGCAAACUCCAUCCGCGGUUCCAACAGCUGAUGAAGAUCAACAUCGAGGACGUGCGCCAGCUCAUUAGUGAGCCGAAACAUAGCGCAUACCUUCCGCUACCGACCGAGUCCGAUGAAGGGGAAUUUGCUGUCCAUCGAGUCCAGGUGGACGUGGAUAUCACUGCAGUUUGCGUCACCGUUCGCCGGAAGGGAAGAUACAAUCAAGCGCUGCUACUUAAGGAUAUGGACAACCCGUCACUACAUCGCGUCCUCAAAAUCCUGGCGGGGACAGAGUACAGUCACAUCACAAAGAUGGUAGCAGCCUCUCCCUACCGGCGUGAUCUUCCACUACUGGACGCCACCGACUUCAUCGGCUCGCCGUAGCCCCCAACCUCCUAACAACCUUUACCUCCGUGCGCUUCUAUUACGGCGAUUAAACAUCAAGAAAUAUACAGAAGAUGAAAAAAAUUGGACUACAGAUGAAAAGACAGUCGAUAAUCUUGAUGAUGAAGACGAUGAUGUAAUGGGAUUCGAUAUGGAUGUUGACAGAGAAGAGGGGAUAUUAUAUUAGUUUAAAGAUUUGACCAGAUCUUCCUAUCGCGUAAUAUAAUUAUAAAAUAGGAACACUAUCAGUUUUCUUCUUUCUUUUUUUUCCUCUUUUAAUUUUUCUUCCCAUGCGGAUGCCAUUUUGACAAGUUGAUUGAUGUGCCUUUUUCACGAGAAUAUUUCAACAUCAUAUUGUCUGGACCCGCCCCUUUUGUACGCUCUCCUAUCUGUACAAUAAAAUAAUGCCAACACUAAUGUAUAGUACCCGAUUUCAUACAGAAACAGUUCUAAAUUUAAUAAAUACAUUUUUAACGCUGCCUUCGAAAGAAGAAGGGUGGGACGUAGCCCAGCGGUACAGCGCUCGCUUGAGCGGUCGGUCUGGGAUCGAUCCCCGUCAGUGGGCCCAAUGAAGAAUUAACGUAACUUGGAUAAAAUAUUCUCUAUAUUAUUUUAAACUGUUAAAAAUAUACUCUUUAACUAUUGAAUGUAACAUGAAAUA
Messenger RNA from Gigantopelta aegis, 1612 nucleotides. RefSeq lists its product as uncharacterized. The record is from RefSeq and is a predicted model, not a curated record. The transcript is spliced from 3 exons. The coding region runs from base 1 to 951 and encodes 316 amino acids. NCBI's taxonomy places the organism in Eukaryota, Metazoa, Mollusca, Gastropoda, Neomphalida, Peltospiridae.